Mytilinidion resinicola is the source of this 1965-nucleotide messenger RNA. RefSeq names its product MFS general substrate transporter. Gene Ontology annotation, molecular function: transmembrane transporter activity. The transcript is spliced from 4 exons. The record is from RefSeq and is a predicted model, not a curated record. Lineage: Eukaryota; Fungi; Ascomycota; Dothideomycetes; Mytilinidiales; Mytilinidiaceae. The coding region runs from base 231 to 1742 and encodes 503 amino acids. Gene Ontology annotation, biological process: transmembrane transport.
AUAGUACGAACCGCUGAUCAGCUCAGCCUUCAUUUCGCUUUCGCAUCUUCCGCUCGUUGUUGUUUCAACGGUGUCCUUGAAGCAUCAUUCUUGUUUAUCGAGCGAUAUCGACCGAAAUUAUCGUUGAUAGAGCGGUGUUGACAAAUUUGCACGUCAUCAAUAGGGAGCUAUAGUAGUACCAACUGCACCGUUACUCCAUUCACACGUACUGGCACGACCACAAUACUCCUAUGGCGGAAGCUAGCAAAGGUUUAAUAACCACGAAUAUACAAUCGCCAGCUCAUUCUGUCAAAAACAGGGAGGACGCAAUACCCACAGGAUGGAAAUACAAACGCUUGAAACUCGGACCCAUUACCCUUCCAUGGUAUGCCUCACCUAAGUCGCAGUUGAUCUUGGUGUCGUUCGUGUGCUUCUUGUGUCCAGGCAUGUACAAUGCUUUCAAUGGUUUUGGUGCUUCAGAGCAACUUAGCCCAUAUGCUAGUUCCGCCUCAAACUCUGCGAUUUAUGCUACUUUUGCUGUUGCCGGUUUCUUCGCCGGCCCGGUCACCAACACCAUAGGUAUCAAAAACGCCGUCUCAUUCGGUAGCCUUGGAUACUGUGUCUACGUUAGUUCAUUACUACACUAUAACUUCAGUCAUGAGAUCGGCUACAACGUCUUCGCCGGUUUGUUGCUUGGAUGCUGUGCAGGCAUUCUCUGGUCUGCGCAAGGCGCGAUUAUGAUGUCGUAUCCACCAGAGAAACUCAAAGGCCGGUUUAUCUCCUGGUUCUGGAUAAUCUUUAAUUUGGGCUGUGUCAUCGGAAGCCUGGUUGAACUUGCCCUAAACAUUAACAUGUCAGCCAACGCUACUCUUCGCAGUAGUAUCUAUGUCGGCUUCUUAGGCAUUACGUUUCUUGGAGCCUGCUUAUCUUGGACAUUGGUUGAUGCUAAGCACGUCGUGCGCUAUGAUGGGUCUAGAGUUAUUCUAAUGAAGCACCCGACGUGGAAGACAGAGACUAUUGGCCUUUGGGAGACAAUUUGGAGUGAUCCCUAUAUCAUACUCCUUUUUCCUAUGUUCUUCACGUCUAACUGGUUCUACACGUACCAGUUCAACGACGUCAAUCUUACGCAGUUUAACACGCGUACUCGCGCACUUAACAACACACUUUUUUGGCUUGCUCAGAUGUUUGGGGCUCUUAUCUUCGGCAUGGGACUAGAUUUUCCUAAUACUAGGAGGACUACGAGGGCAAAGGUGGCUUGGGUUGUUAUGUUUGUCCUUACCUUUACAGUCUGGGGCGGAGGUUAUGUUUUCCAGAGGAAGUACACUCGUGAGGAUACUGCCUUGAUGGAUCACUUUGUAUACGAUUGGACAUCGGAUGGCUAUGUCGGACCGAUGUUCUUGUAUAUCUGUUAUGGCUUCUAUGACGCAGCAUGGCAAACGUGCGUGUACUGGUUUAUGGGCGCUAUCACCAAUAACAGUCGCAAGCUCGCCAAUUUCGCAGGCUUCUACAAGGGCAUUCAGUCUGCAGGUGCAGCUGUUAUCUGGUAUUUGGAUGGCUUCGAUAGCCCUAGGCCAUAUAUGAGCCUGUUCGCUUCAUGCUGGAUUCUGCUUGCCGGCAGCUUGGUCACUGCGCUCCCGGUCAUAUUGCUAAAGAUUAAGGACACUGUACCGCUCGAGGAAGACCUCAAAUUCACCGACGAGACUGUCGAGGACGUCAUCGGCCAUAAAGUCAUUUACGACUCCCCGGAGCAGGACAAAGUUUGAGAUAUGUUCUUGUAGGCGUCGGUAAUCAUUUGCGAUAUUUCUCUCAAACUUUUACAGCUUGCGUAUGACGUGUUAUUAAACUAGUGUGCUUGGACCCAGCCUUGUGUGCCUAUAUUAAAGUGAAAACAUACUAUAAAAAAGGAAAGUUCCAAAGGUUCAAAACGAAGAUUCUCUGCUGGAGUUAUUACUAGAUGAAAUGAACGUGGUGUGAACUGCUUCAUAU